Vigna radiata var. radiata (mung bean) is the source of this 1170-nucleotide messenger RNA. Its product is annotated as hypersensitive-induced reaction 1 protein. The record is from RefSeq and is a predicted model, not a curated record. The transcript has 5 exons. Bases 1 to 855 code for a protein of 284 amino acids. Lineage: Eukaryota; Viridiplantae; Streptophyta; Magnoliopsida; Fabales; Fabaceae.
AUGGGGAAUUUUUUGUGUUGUGUGAAAGUUGAGCAAUCUACAGUUGCUAUAAAAGAAGGAUUUGGACGAUUUGAGAAGGUGCUUCAGCCAGGAUGCCAUUGGAUGCCAUGGUUCCUUGGGAAACAACUUGCUGGUCAUCUCUCUCUUCGACAACAACAAUUAGAUCUUCGUUGUGAGACCAAGACAAAGGAUAAUGUCUUUGUUAAUGUCGUUGCCUCAAUUCAAUAUCGUGCCCUGGCCGAGAGGGCCAAUGAUGCUUUUUACAGACUUAGCAAUACAAAGACCCAAAUUCAGGCAUAUGUUUUUGAUGUAAUUAGGGCAAGUGUUCCAAAGCUCAACUUGGAUGAUGCUUUUGAGCAGAAAAAUGAAAUUGCCAGAGCUGUGGAAGAAGAACUUGAGAAGGCUAUGUCAGCUUACGGGUUCGAAAUUGUUCAAACACUGAUUGUUGAUAUAGACCCAGAUGAUCGUGUGAAGCGAGCUAUGAAUGAAAUCAAUGCCGCUGCAAGAUUGAGGGUGGCAGCUAAUGAGAAGGCAGAGGCAGAGAAGAUCUUGCUAAUUAANCGAGCAGAGGGUGAGGCUGAAUCUAAAUAUCUCUCUGGAUUGGGUAUUGCUCGCCAACGUCAAGCAAUUGUGGAUGGAUUGAGAGACAGUGUGCUUGGAUUCUCAGUCAAUGUACCUGGGACGACUGCAAAAGAUGUUAUGGACAUGGUNCUUGUCACUCAGUAUUUUGAUACUAUGAAAGAAAUUGGCGCUGCCUCCAAGUCUUCUGCUGUCUUCAUUCCACAUGGGCCUGGUGCUGUUCGCGAUGUUGCUACCCAAAUUCGUGAUGGCCUUCUUCAGGCUUCUCAUGAGUAGCUUCUACUAAACCAAGAUCUUAUAUUUCCUUUGCAUUGGAGAAUGGUGAAGCUAUAGCGCCUGUGGUUAUAUACUUGUGUUUCUGUGCAUUUUUUUGUUAUUUGGUUUUAGAAUAAACUGCUAAAUUGAUCCUCCAAAAAUGAUAGCAUCAACUGAUUUAUCUUCUAAAUAUUUUUGGCAUCAAAUUAGUCCCACAAAUAUCUAAGACUUUACCACCUUUGUUCUAAAAUUAGUCUUUGAUUUGUAUCUUUGAGGGAUUGAUUUGUUGGCCAAAAUCCUUUGGAGGACCAGUUUCUGUGCAUUUUUUAUUUACAC